This is a messenger RNA of Striga hermonthica, 585 nucleotides long. The record is from the annotation of a GenBank genome assembly. NCBI's taxonomy places the organism in Eukaryota, Viridiplantae, Streptophyta, Magnoliopsida, Lamiales, Orobanchaceae.
AUGCCCUACGCCCACAAGGUGUUCGAUCAAAUUCCCGACCCCAACAUAUUCACCUGGGAUACCAUGAUCAGAGGCUAUGCAGAGAGCGACAACCCGGCCCGAGCAAUACAUGUCUACACCCAGCUGCGCGCGAGCUCGGCCCGCCCCGACACCCACACCUAUCCUUUCCUUCUCAAAGCCGUUGCUAAACUAACGGUCCUGAGAGAAGGCGAGAGGGUCCACUGCGCUGCAUUGAAAGACGGGUUUAGCUCCUUGAGGUUCGUUCAGAACGCUCUGGUCCAUUUCUACGGUGCCUGUGGCCAGGCAAAAAGUGCCCACCUGGUGUUCGACAAAAUUCCUCACAAGGACCUCGUGGCCUGGAACUCCGUCAUUAAUGCGUACCGCCUCAACGGCAUGCCCGAUGAAUGUUUGACGCUUUACAGGAGAAUGAGCUUGGAGAGUAGUGUCGUGAAGCCCGACGGGUUCACACUGGUCAGCUUGCUGACCGCGUGCGCCGAUCUCGGCACUUUAGCCCUCGGCAGGAGGGCCCACGCGUACAUGGCCAAAAUAAAGAAUUCCCUGGCAUGGCGUUGGAGAAUCUCCUGA